Nomascus leucogenys (northern white-cheeked gibbon) is the source of this 3147-nucleotide messenger RNA. The record is from RefSeq and is a predicted model, not a curated record. NCBI's taxonomy places the organism in Eukaryota, Metazoa, Chordata, Mammalia, Primates, Hylobatidae.
UCGCCCCGCCCCUCCCGGGAGCCCUGUCUUCUGCCCUGCGCUGAGUGUCCGCGUCGCAGUCGCCGUAGUCGCGGGCACCCCGCUCGGCGUCGGUGCCUGAGGGAGGCCGCGAUGGCGGCCGAGGCCCUGGCGGCGGAGGCCGUGGCGUCGCGCCUGGAGCGGCAGGAGGAGGACAUCCGCCGGCUGUGGUCGGAGGUCCAGCGCCUGAGGGACGAGCAGCUGAACGCGCCCUGCAGCUGCCAGGCAGAGGGGCCGUGCCUCACGCGGGAGGUAGCGCAGCUCCGGGCCGAGAACCGCGACCUGCGCCACCGCCUGUGCAGCCUGCGGCUGUGCCUCGCCGAGGAGCGGAGCCGCCAGGCCACGCUGGAGGCCGGCGCACAGCCUCCUUCUAGUCAAAGCCAAGACAAGGACAUGAAAAAGAAGAAAACGAAGGAAAGCGAGGCUGACAGCGAGGUGAAACAUCAACCAAUUUUCAUAAAGGAAAGAUUGAAGCUUUUUGAAAUACUGAAGAAAGACCAUCAGCUCUUACUUGCCAUUUAUGGAAAAAAGGGGGAUACAAGCAAUAUCAUCACAGUAAGAGUGGCUGGUGGGCAAACAGUGCAAGGGGAAGUCUGGAAAACAACGCCUUACCAAGUGGCUGCUGAAAUUAGUCAGGAACUGGCUGAAAGCACAGUAAUAGCCAAAGUCAAUGGUGAGCUGUGGGACCUGGACCGCCCAUUGGAAGGGGACUCCUCUCUAGAGCUGCUUACAUUUGAUAAUGAGGAAGCUCAAGCUGUGUACUGGCACUCCAGUGCUCACAUUCUUGGGGAGGCCAUGGAGCUUUACUACGGAGGCCACCUGUGCUACGGUCCGCCCAUCGAAAAUGGGUUUUAUUAUGACAUGUUCAUUGAAGACAGAGCAGUGUCCAGCACAGAAUUGUCAGCCCUGGAGAAUAUAUGUAAAGCCAUCAUCAAAGAAAAGCAACCUUUUGAAAGACUAGAAGUCAGCAAGGAAAUCCUCCUCGAAAUGUUUAAGUGCAAUAAAUUUAAAUGCCGCAUUCUGAAUGAGAAGGUUCACACUGCAGCCACCACCGUGUACAGGUGCGGUCCAUUAAUUGACCUUUGCAAAGGUCCACAUGUAAGACACACUGGAAAAAUUAAAACCAUCAAAAUUUUUAAGAAUUCCUCAACAUAUUGGGAGGGCAAUCCUGAAAUGGAAACGUUGCAGAGGAUCUAUGGAAUAUCCUUUCCUGAUAACAAGAUGAUGAGAAACUGGGAAAAGUCCCAAGAGGAAGCAAAGAACCGAGAUCACAGGAAGAUCGGGAAGGAACAAGAGCUUUUCUUUUUCCAUGAUUUGAGUCCUGGGAGCUGUUUUUUCCUUCCCAGAGGAGCCUUCAUUUAUAAUACACUUACGGAUUUCAUACGAGAGGAAUAUCACAAACGGGACUUCACGGAGGUGCUCUCUCCCAAUAUGUACAACAGUAAACUCUGGGAAGCCUCAGGCCACUGGCAGCACUACAGCGAGAACAUGUUUACCUUUGAGAUUGAAAAGGACACUUUUGCCCUCAAACCCAUGAAUUGUCCAGGGCACUGUCUAAUGUUUGCCCAUCGUCCACGAUCUUGGAGGGAAAUGCCUAUUAGAUUUGCUGAUUUUGGAGUUCUGCAUAGAAAUGAACUGUCGGGGACUCUCAGCGGCUUGACCAGAGUGAGGCGCUUCCAGCAGGAUGAUGCUCACAUCUUUUGCACAGUGGAGCAGAUUGAAGAAGAAAUAAAGGGGUGUUUGCAGUUUUUGCAAUCUGUUUACUCAACAUUUGGCUUCUCCUUUCAAUUAAACCUGUCAACAAGGCCGGAAAACUUCCUAGGAGAGAUUGAGAUGUGGAAUGAGGCUGAGAAGCAACUGCAGAGCAGCUUGAUGGACUUUGGAGAACCAUGGAAAAUGAACCCAGGCGAUGGAGCAUUUUAUGGCCCUAAAAUUGACAUAAAAAUCAAGGAUGCUAUUGGCAGAUACCAUCAAUGUGCCACAAUUCAGCUGGACUUCCAACUGCCUGUUAGAUUUAAUCUCACAUACGUCAGUAAGGAUGGGGAUGAUAAGAAGAGACCUGUGAUCAUUCAUCGAGCCAUUUUGGGAUCAGUGGAAAGAAUGAUAGCCAUUCUUUCAGAAAACUAUGGCGGAAAAUGGCCUUUCUGGCUAUCUCCUCAUCAGGUGAUGGUCAUCCCUGUGGGGCCAGCUUGUGAAAAAUAUGCACUUCAGGUAUCCAGUGAAUUUUUUGAAGAAGGAUUUAUGGCUGACGUUGACUUAGAUCACAAUUGUACACUAAAUAAGAAAAUACGAAAUGCACAGCUGGCUCAGUAUAAUUUUAUUUUGGUGGUUGGAGAAAAGGAAAAGGUAAAUAAUGCUGUAAACGUGCGAACAAGAGACAACAAAAUUCAUGGAGAGAUUUUAGUAACUUCUGCCAUUGAUAAACUGAAGAAUCUCAAGAAGACACGGACACUCAAUGCUGAGGAGUACUUUUGAAGUCCUUCCCUGAUAUUUGCUUCUGUGUAACUUUGUUUUGACCCUUAAAAAUUUAUUUUUCUUAACAUGUUAGUACUUCUAAGACUUUGGAGCCACUGAUGGGGGUCCACUCACGGCCUCAGCUGAGAAAGGAGACAAUGAAUGUGUAGCUGACAUGUACAAAGUUUAAUUCACUAAUGUCCACGGGGGACAUUUAGAGGGCACAUGGGAAGUUUUCCAGCAAUCAAUGCCUUGAGAAACUUAAAUGGGGAAAUAUUCAUUGAAAAAGUGAAACAGAACACUAGGAAAUGAUUAUGAAAUGUUAGGGCUAAGAUUUGUGAUUUUCAAAAGAUGGGCUGCAAAUAAAAGUCUGCAGAGUGUUUUUUUUUUUAAUGUGAGGGAAAAUCUUAUUUUCUAAUAUGUCUCAGGUAUUUUUAUGACUUUUACUAAAAUUCACACUGAAACUUUAUCUUCAAAAUUGGAAUCAUUACUUAAUUUUAACCAACAACCACAAAAGCAGCAGCUACUACUAAAUAUUGGAUUACUGACAAAGGAAUUCAGUUUUGUGGAAUCUGGUGUUUGCACUAUAGGUUAAGAGUUGCCAUUUAAAUGUUUCUUAUUCAUAAUUAGGUUUUGUUCAGCUUUAGAAAAAAAUAAGUUCCUGAAUGAAUUGCA